AUGUCUGACAUGCUAAGCACUUCGCAAGCAGCAACAGAAAUCAAAAAGUCGGGGAGUGCCAAGCCAGUCAAACUACGUUCGGCUUGUAACUCCUGCUUCGCUGCCAAAGUUCGAUGUGAUGGUAACAAGGAAGGCUGUAAGCGAUGUGCCGAGAAGAAACUGCAAUGCACUUAUAGCGAGUCGAUGGUUGGGAAGGUAGUUGGAAAGCGAAGAAAGCGACCACUACCGCAGUCCAAGUUCAGUGAUAUGAGUGCUAAUCCAUGGGCUGUCAACGUUGGUCCUGCAACUAUGCCUUCACCUGCACCAACGAAUGUCUCCGAACCACACAAUAAGCGAACUUGUGUACCGAAUGACUGGGGCAGUCUUGUACAAUUCGAUGAUCAAGCUUCGCUGGACUUCUCGAUAUGUGACGAACAAUUUUUGAACCUGGAUAUGUGUCAGACAACGGAGACAAGCGUCAUGCCAGAGGUCUCGUACGUGAUGAACGUCGGAUUACCUACACCGUCAACAAGUCCUCCAGAGAUGAGGUUCUUUUCUCCGACCGAAACGGAAGCAGCACCCAGCGCAAUACCGAUAAAUUUUGGGCAAGCGAUAGACGUGACACAGCAGAUGAGCGCUUCUACGGACGAGGACGACGAAGAAGAUGAUGAGGCACGAUGCAUUCAGUUACUGGCACAUGUGAAACGAUUGUCCAGUCGCGAGCAACUGCCGUACCAUGCAUUGUUGUCACAUGUCAACAGGACGAAUGCGGUACUGAGGUGGCUGAUGAGAAGCAGCAAUAUUCGCACGCAAUAUACCUGUCACUUGUUACUGACAGCCAUUAUGACACAUCUGACAAAGAGCUGUGAGCAAUUGCUAGCUCGUGUUGAAGCUGGUCCGGAGCAGGAAUUCUUGGAAGAGUCUUUCUUGAGCGAAAACGAUGACAAACCAUCGCCAGAGCAGGGGCAGCCAAGCAGACAAACAGGAGAGCUGCAAACAGAGGCCAGAACAACAUUGUCCGAAACCGUGGCGAUAUGUGUUAGCAUAGGUAAUCUGUUGAAGAGGAAACCACUGAAUGGAUUCCAAGUGCUAGGUCGGCAAGAGAGUGCACUGGUCGAUCUGGAAAGGAGGUUACGAGCAGUAAUAGCAUCUUCGUAG
Molecule: messenger RNA, 1137 nt
Organism: Lithohypha guttulata
Lineage: Eukaryota; Fungi; Ascomycota; Eurotiomycetes; Chaetothyriales; Trichomeriaceae
Exons: 3
Coding region: 1-1137 (378 amino acids)
Biological process (GO): regulation of DNA-templated transcription
Molecular function (GO): DNA-binding transcription factor activity, RNA polymerase II-specific; zinc ion binding
Source: RefSeq, a predicted model, not a curated record